AUGAUAGCCAACCAAGAAACCAAAAGUCUCCCAUCUCAGAUUAUAUUGCUAGCAAACAUAAUCGACGGACUACCUCAUGAUGCCUCAUUGAAAUCAUUAGUAAAAAACAAAUGGAGGCAGUCAUCAUAUUCCCCCUUACGUAGUUCUACACCAGUAUCUUGUAAUGAAAAGGAGUUCACACAAUUCGAUUGUUUUACAGUUCCACAUUACUAUGAAACUGUAAACACCCCUGAAUAUGGUGUUUCUCUUGAUUUUCCAGCUGAUUUAACCCCUAAUGAGCCAUUCCUGACUGAGGAAAAUUAUCUGAUUCCAAACUAUAGCGAAAAGGAUACAACAAAAACCACAUUUGCAAAGAGUGACCGUAACAAGCAAUGCGCUAAUGAACUUUUAAACGGCACUUUAGGAAAUGCUACUGAUAGUAAAACUUCCAGCACACCGAGCCAAAAGGAUACUGAAAGCACUGAAAAGGGCCAAGAAAAGGAAUUUGUCUCGAUAAAGGACUUGAAUAUUGAUCUGAUAGGAAGUGUGUUUCCAAAAGGAAGUAUUAUUUUUAUCAACAACUUAUCAAGGGAAAAGGCAAAAUUUGCAAACUUUGAACAAAGAAAUGUUACUUGCAGUACUGAUGUUUCAAAGAGCAAAAAUCUCACUGUUCCAGAAUCAAACUAUUGUUCUAAACAAGAACAUGAUGCCAUUUUAUUUAAUCUAGAGUCGCUUCAAAUAAAAUACAAUGCUCUAUUCUGUUUUGUUAACAGAUUUGAAGAGCAUACAAAGUUUAGUUGUGACCAGUUGGAAAGAUUUAUCGGUAAACUUCAUUUGUUAAAUACGAUUUAUCUGCAGAAACUAAAAAAUAUUGUAUUCUCAUGA
This is a messenger RNA of Theileria equi strain WA, 864 nucleotides long. RefSeq lists its product as hypothetical. Bases 1 to 864 code for a protein of 287 amino acids. The transcript is spliced from 4 exons. The record is from RefSeq and is a predicted model, not a curated record. Lineage: Eukaryota; Apicomplexa; Aconoidasida; Piroplasmida; Theileriidae.